Hemiscyllium ocellatum (epaulette shark) is the source of this 5445-nucleotide messenger RNA. It is a transcript of the gene fibinb, whose product is annotated as fin bud initiation factor b. Lineage: Eukaryota; Metazoa; Chordata; Chondrichthyes; Orectolobiformes; Hemiscylliidae. The transcript has a single exon. Bases 262 to 879 code for a protein of 205 amino acids. The record is from RefSeq and is a predicted model, not a curated record.
AAAGGACUGUCAUCUGAGCUUUCCACAUUCUCCCUGAUUUGACGGCUGAACAGAAACACUUGUUGGAAAGAGAGACGUGGAAAGCAGAGUGAAAAAAAACUCAACUCAAAUUACACCUUACGGCGGGGUUGCAGAGGAAUCAUUGGUCGGAGAUGGGAGCGGAGAUGUUCCGCUGGGGGUCCCACAAUGGGGAAAAAAAAAGUCCAUGUUUCCAAAAGAUCUUAAAGAGUGGCUGCUUCUGACCGGCGGGUUACAUUGAAGAUGUUAGCUCUGCGAGUAUUCUACGCCAGUCUGCUGUGUUCCCUAACUCAGGGCUAUUUCACUGGGCCCCUGCACCCGGAGAUGUCCAAUGGCACUUUUCACCAUUAUUUCGUGCCGGACGGCGACUACGAAGAGAACGACGACCCCGAGAAGUGCCAGAUGCUUUUCCGCGUCUCGGACGAGCGGCGCUGCGGGGUAGAAGCCGACCUGCAGACCUUCCUGAAGCAGGAGAUGCUCAUCCUCCAGCGGCAAGUGGAGGACGCGGCCAGGGUGUUGGACGGAGUCGGCAGGAGCAUCGCCCAUGACCUGGACGGCGAGGACAGCUACGGGGACUACCUGCGCCGGGAGACCAGCCAGAUCGGGGAGGCGUUCUCGCACUCGGACCGCUCUCUGGUCGAGCUGGAGCUGAAGUUCCGUCAGAGCCAGGAAAGCGAGCUGAAGGAGGUGAACAAGAUCAACGACGAGGUGCUGCACAUGCUGUACCACACCAGGCAGAUCUUGAGGGAGACGCUGGAGAUCUCGUCCGGCUUGAGCGAUAAGCACGAACUCCUCACCCUGAUCGUCAGAAGUCACGGCACAAGGCUCAGCAGACUGAAGAACGAUUUCAUGAAGAGCUGAGAUCUGACUGAGCCACACUGGACCGACGUCCCCAUGUCUCCCCCACCCCCACCCCCCCAGACCCCGAGCAUAAUAACAUGUCAUUUACUUCUGCAUCAUAUUUAUCAAAAUCGAUUGGCGUAAUGUGAGUUUGGGGCAACGUGUGUCCAAUGGCCUCUGCCCCCCCCACUACUCACUUUCUAUUGAUUAUAAACUGACAUUGCUUUCUGACAUCGAUAACCAGCUUCCUAUUCAAGGAGGUUGCUUCCUUGUUACCCUGUAGAUUUUGCAGUUUGUCAACCGUUCAUUGUUGUACAUGUUCUCGGUUCGUUAAAUAUAUACUGAUCUGUUUCGCCUCAAAUACCGCAGGCAGGUACACAAAGUAUUUUAAAACGAGACAGAGAGGGAGAGAGAAUGUACGUUUCGUCGUGACAGAAGAACCCAGCGCUAGGAGGGUGAGGGUUGUGGGAGUGAGUAAGUCGGUGCAGAUGUCUGAUGUUUGAAGUUCGGAUAAAUUGGCCUUUUUGUUUUGCAGUCUGGAACCCUAAUACAAUUGGCCGGGGAUAAGGGAGGGAGAGAGUCUAAAACGGAUGAACAAAUUGAACAAAUCCCGGGCAUUGAGUCUGGGUAACUGUGUUCUUUUACCUCCCAGUGUUGGAGCACUCGGGUCAUAUCCAGCAACUACAUGCCCCACCGCUCGAUUACAGCAAACUGACAGCUUUUUGAUUGAUGAGUCUCCUUUAAAGUCUGGAUUUGGCACUAGUUUCCGUCCAAGUGGUUAAAAAAAUUCCCCGAUUCCAGUUAACAAGUUUGCUUUCUCAACGUGUCUUGUGGUUGGCUGUUUUAAAGUGAGCUGCAGGAAUUUUUUUUAAUAAAACUUUUUUUCUCUUUCUCGAGCGGACGCCGCGUUAAAGCAUCCGCUGCAGAAUAAGCGUUUGAAAGCGUGUAUUGUCUGGAGUGGUUGUAAAGGCGGAAUUGGGCAGGAACAUACUGGUGACCCAGAUUAUGGAGGCCGCUGCUCAACACCCCUGGCUGGGCUGGAGCGGGGGUGGGGGGAAGGAUCAGCACAACGUGGACAGAAUCCACCAAGCCGAGGAAGUUAAACUGCACUCCCCUCCCUCAUUAUCCAUCAGUCUACAAUCCAAAAACUUACACCCUAACAAUUUGACAAUUUAAUCCUGAAAUAGUGCGGAAACAACAUUCUUUUUUGUUGCACAGUAAUUUGGGUUUUAUUUGCCGAUAAGUUCACGAUGUUCCUUAGCUGGAUUUAUCCUUCUUCCACACCAAUAUAGCUCGGGUUCUUCUUAAUAACAGUCUAGGUGUAAAAAUGGAGGCUAAAUCAUAAAUUCAGUUUGGAAGUGUUAAAAUGGGUUUUAAUUAAAAAGUUCUCCCGUCGAUAGACUGGUGGCAUUUAUAGCAGAGCUGGCGUUUUAUGAAAUCUUUAAAGAUGGUAAAGGAACAUUGAUUUUUUUUUCACACCAGUAAACGCCCAAAUCCACUCAGACUGCAGUUAAAGCGGUUUUUUUGGCAUCGUGUGAAAUGUUUUCGGCGCACAUCAACACACGCACACACGAAUAAAGUACCAGAUCACUUCGGUGUCUGGUUUUAAUCUGCUUCUUCGACACAAUGAAGCCAAACGACAGCGAGAGGUUACCCUCACGUGGUUUGGGCUUCUUACCAAGUGGAAACUGCUUUAGUGGCGGCUGCUUUAGAAGGUGCUCAGACACUAUAUUGAAUUAUUUUACUGUUACCAAGGAGCAGACACCAGCAAUCAUGUCCUUGUAACAUUAGUAAAUGGCGACUUUCUGCGUUCAGGCUGUUGCUCCCUUCUAGUCGGUAGAGUACAAAUUGGAGGAGGCCGCACUUAUUCAGAUAUUGUCGACUGUGCUGUUUGUAACAGCUGUUUUACAGCGACCAGUUUGCAUUAGUAGCAGCGCGGUGAGUGAAAUCGUCAGUAAAAUGACAGUAGUCACAUGUCCAUCACAUCCGAUGAAUGCCACACGUUUUUUUUGCCUGUGUUUUGUAACGUCAAAGAAAGAGAUAAUACUACACUUGUGUGAAGUGCCAGCAAAUUACCCGAGCACUUCCUAAAAGUGGCAAGCCGCAAUGUUGUGCCUCAACUCCCCGAGACAGGGGUUCGGUCCACUGCACUUGGUCUGAGGUAUGCUCCUGCUAUGGAGACCAUGAGUAUUCCAACCUGUGAACGCAGUAGCCAAGAUGUCAAUUAGAAAAUAAUGGUAACCCCGGUCUACUCCUUGAUUAUCUAAAGAUAACCAACAGAGUAUUAUAUGAAUUUGGACCUUUCAUUGCUCACCUAUGUUUUGAUGAUUUAUAACGUUAGGGCAGAGCCCGCUUCUCCUCCUGAAGGACUCGGAGAAAUGGACAAACCUGAUGGGCUCAGUCACUUCUAACCAGCCGAUAGAUACCUCCCAAAGAUUUCUCUCCCCAGAAACAGGUGAUUCUCGUUUCCUUCGCUGUCAGCUUUACUAUCCUUCAGGGCAGCAUUUCAAACGACCGCUGUGAGGCUGCGGAGCGCCAUGAAACCCGGGGUUCCUGGACACGACAGCGGACACAAUUCUGUACCAGUUUCAGGUCUCGUUUCUUUUUCGGUAUGUGUUUCGGGGGAGUGGGGGAAUCAAAGAAUUACGCAGGAAGGGAAGAGCCAAGUCACUUCCACGAGAGCCGUGGUGAUAUCUGAUUGAUUUUGGAGGACAGCAAUGCCCAGCCUUCUGGUUGCACAACAGGCAUCAACAUUUCUGUGCAUUGCACAGAGAACACGAAGAACUUGAGUUGUACUGCAUUUGCACCAUAAGCACCAGCCUAUUUCAAUGAAUCAAAGUUACAUCAGCGAACGCACAAUUGUUUCCAGAUUCUAGAUAAUUCAGGACUACUUCAGUGUUAAACACAGCUUAUUCUAUCUCAAAAAAAAGAGAAACACAUAGCAGAACAGUUUAGGAAAGGUUGUAUUGUCCUAACUCAAUUGUGCAAAUUAAGAUGUGCAAGUUGUCAAUGGUUAGAAAAUAAAGCCACCACGCAUCGAAGGGUCUGCAGCAAAGUUUGCCAUAAAGCUAUCUCUCCCAGCAGUUCCCUGCCUGUACCGUUGCAUAAAAUCGGGCAAUUCUGCUCACCAAAUGCGAUCACGUUUGUCAGGCUGUAGCAUUGCAGAGCUAGCCAAAUUGUAGGUAGUCUUCUGGAAGGCAAACUGUAAAAUAUUUGUCCAGAAUCUUUGAGACCUUUGAUGUGGAGGUUGUUGACUUUACGGUUUAAUGUGACAGAAUGUUUUUGACAAUUGGAUUUAUUCGAAAUAUCAUUCCAGACCAAUUAUGAAAGGGCUGUCUCGCUCAAUGCUUAGUCAAUAAGCAAAAUAACUUGGCGACCAAGGAGCAAACUUCCAGAGGAGACACCGCUAUCGCAACAGUUCACACCUGGGAAAAUUCAUUGAAAUUGCCAGUGAUGUGUUUCUCCCCCACUGGCCAACUUUCUCAGUUACUGGGGCAGAUGAGGUGUAGCCUAUAGUAAGAACAGGAAGUGUUGGAGAAACUCAACAUGUCUAGCAGCAUCUGUAGAGAGUGAAACACUUGGAGCUUCUGCUCUGAAUCCAAGCCUUGUCACUUCCCUCCAAGUAUUACCACUCCCUUUGCUUUCUGUUCAGUGCAAUCUUUGACGAAUAAUCUUCCUCGUUUUCUAAUCUUCCAUUCUGUUCCAAUUGCUCCUCCCACCUUUUUCUAUAGCAUAAAGCCCAUCACGUUUCGAUCUCUGUCUUUAGUUCGGAAGAAGAAACAUGUUGGACGCAAAAUGGUAUCUCUGCUUUCUCUCUCAGAAAAUGCUAGAUCUGCUGAGUAUUUCCAGGGUUUUCUAUUCUUUAUUUCAGAUUUCCAACGCCCGCAGUAUUUUGCUUUUGUUUUAAGGGUAUGUAUAUGUUUCCCUGUUCGACAGCUGUGAAAUCUCACAAAAGUAUUUACUUUGUAAAUAUUAUUUCAUAUGACGUGUCCCAAAAUUGGGAUCAAAAGUGGAACACUUGUGUAAAAAAAUAUUUUUUUAUUACAUAUUUAAACAGCAAAUGUAAAGGUUUCACUGGUAAAGUACGUGCAUUUCUAAGGUCACUGUAUUACGUUCAGUGCAUUAUACACAAUCAAGUUAACACUACAAUACAAUUCUGAAAUGCCACUUGGCUCAUUUGCACCGUCCAGCAUUCACUUCCGACAACUGAUUUCAGUGUUAGAUGCACCAGCUAAACAUUAUUUUCUUAGUUGAAAAAAUGGGAAAUAAGAUUAGAUUGGCCUACUUCAAUCCCUAAACCAUCUGUAUCUUUAAUUAAACUAAUUUUAAAAGCUUUGUCAAACAUAUACUCGUGUUGUUAAAUUAAAUCACAAUUUUGGGCUGCCGACCCAUGGGAUCAUAAUAAACGGAAUGAAAUAUGGAUCAAAGGAUCCAAUUUCGGAGAAGGCAAGAUAUUUAGCGUGAAAAUAGUUAGCAAUGCAUCCUUGUAUUGUGCGAGUUUCCAUUUUAAAGGAAAUGUUCGGUUGGAUUUGUUAAAGAUAAUCAGUACAUUAAACGUCACUCAUGAGGAAACUCUUCGACUUGUCA